UUCUUUGAAAGUUUAGAUACCCAACUCUUGCAUGCUAACACCGGAAGCAUGUGUUCAGUCUGCCUGCUGGGCAGUCCAACUCCAGAAGGCCUGAAUCAGAGCUGUAGGCUGAGGGUUUUCAGGACCAUACUGCACACUGGGCUUUGGGUAGUAGGCAGGGAGCCCGUCCAUCGCUGGGCGGGGGAGUGGUGCAGUGGACUAUGAAAGCUGAGUCACAUUCUAAGGAGAGAAUCAAGAGCUCCCCAAGUACCUUGCCACUCCAAGCCUCAAUUUUCUUAUCUGUAAAAUGGAGGUAAUAAUAGUGGCUAAAUAAAGGGGUUGCUAGGCUUAGAAGAAAUGAUACAGAUAUGGAAAGUAGUAAUAGUGUACUGUUAUCCACUCCACAGCUAUAUAUUGAGUGCCUACUAUGUGCCACGGAGCAGUUCAAGGCCCUCGAGAUAACGGUCUUUACUGAACAAAACCAAGAGCUCUUCGGAGACGUGGUGCGGUAGAGUGGCUGUUAGCUUAGCAGCGCUGGGAGCCAUACUGCCUGGGGUUGCAUGACUAGCCUUGUGAUCUUAACCUAGGUACUUAACCUCUGUGUGCCGCAGCUUUCUUUUGUGUCAAAUAGGUGAGUAAUGGUAUCAACCUCAUAGGCCUGUGUGACAGUGAAUGGAGGUAAUGCACAGAAGGCGCUUAGAGCAGUGCGUAGCUCAGUAGUGUUCCGUGGGGGUGGUACCCAAAGGUAGGGCCUCCCCCAUUGUCUAGUGUCCUCAGGGCUCCCCAGCCGGCGAGGCUGGGCAAGCAGCGCCCCCGCUGGUCCCGAGAGAAGGAAGGGCGUCCUCCUCUGCUCCCAGCGGCGCUCCCGGCUCCUCUCCUCCCUGCGGACCGGGAAGCCUCGGUAACCGCUGUAACUGCUCGGGGAAAGGAGCGCUUCCCCGGUCGGGCUCUGCGCGCCCACUGUACCUGUCCGGGAUUGUCACAUCCAGGGCUCAAACAGCCUUAAGAGGCCGACGCAGUUAUUGUCUCCAUUUCACCACGGGGGAAUCUGAGGCUCCCGGAGGUCAGGUUCCUCAUCCCACACCACGCAGAGAGGGCACGGCGGGACGUGGGGCCGGCGGCUCUGCUUGUCCCCAGCCUCCGCCUGGUGGCCAGCAGCCCGCCCCAAUCACUGCGACGUGUGCGCGCUUGUUCCCAGCACGUGUGCGCGCCCCGAGACCCGCCCCGGGAAGCCAGGAGCGCGGUUGGGGUCGUGGGGGCGGAAAAGGGUGGCCAGGGCGGACCCGCGGGGCGGGCGAGAGGGCGGACCUUUGGCCGGGCCCCCGCCCCGCCCUCCAGCCCCGCCCGCCGGGCUGCAGAGGGAGGCGGCGGCGGCUCUGGGCGCCGGGAGUCGGCGGGCGGCGAGGAGCGCGGAGCCGGAGGUGGACGCCGCCGCCGCCACCGCCACCGCCACCGCCACCACCACCUGCGCGGCCGUCAUCAAGAUGUCAUGGCAUCCCCAGUACCGGAGCUCCAAGUUCCGUCAUGUCUUUGGCAAACCAGCCAGCAAGGAGAACUGCUAUGACUCCGUACCUAUUACCCGCAGCGUUCACGACAACCACUUCUGUGCCGUGAACCCCCACUUCAUUGCAGUUGUGACUGAGUGUGCUGGUGGAGGGGCCUUCCUCGUCAUCCCCCUGCACCAGACAGGGAAGUUGGACCCCCACUACCCAAAGGUCUGCGGGCACAGAGGGAACGUUCUGGACGUCAAGUGGAACCCUUUUGAUGAUUUUGAGAUCGCCUCCUGUUCUGAAGAUGCCACAAUUAAGAUCUGGAGCAUCCCCAAGCAGCUGCUGACCAGGAACCUCACGGCCUGCAGGAAGGAGCUCGUGGGCCACGCGCGCAGAGUGGGCCUGGUGGAGUGGCACCCCACAGCCGCCAACAUCCUCUUCAGUGCCGGCUAUGACUACAAGGUGAUGAUCUGGAACCUGGAUACAAAGGAGUCUGUCAUCACAAGCCCCAUGAGGACAAUUGGCUGUCACCAAGAUGUGAUCCUCUCCAUGUCCUUCAACACCAACGGCAGCCUGCUGGCCACCACCUGCAAAGACCGCAAGAUUCGGGUUAUCGACCCCCGAGCAGGCACCGUCCUCCAGGAGGCCAACUACAAAGGGCACCGGGCCAGCAAGGUGCUGUUUCUGGGGAAUCUGAAGAAGCUGAUGUCCACGGGCACAUCCCGAUGGAACAACCGGCAGGUGGCCCUGUGGGACCAGGAUGACCUCUCUGUGCCUCUGUUGGAGGAGGACCUGGACGGCUCCUCGGGCGUGCUGUUUCCCUUCUAUGACGCAGACACCAGCAUGCUCUACGUGGUGGGGAAGGGAGAUGGCAACAUUCGCUACUACGAGGUGAGCGCCGACAAGCCUCACCUGAGCUACCUGACUGAGUACCGCUCCUAUAACCCACAGAAGGGGAUCGGUGUCAUGCCAAAGAGAGGACUUGACGUGUCCUCCUGCGAGAUCUUCCGCUUCUACAAGCUGAUCACAACCAAAAGCCUCAUCGAGCCCAUCUCCAUGAUUGUGCCCCGGCGGUCGGAAUCCUACCAAGAGGACAUAUACCCUCCAACAGCAGGAGCCCAGCCCUCCCUGACGGCCCAGGAGUGGCUCAGCGGGAUGAAUCAAGACCCAAUCCUGGUGUCACUUAGGCCUGGCUCUGAGCUGCUGAGACCCCACCCACUGCCUGCAGAGAGACCUGUCUUCCAUUCCAUGGCCCCAGCCUCACCCCGGCUCUUGAACCAGACAGAAAAGCUGGCUGCAGAAGAUGGCUGGAGGUCUUCCUCCCUAUUGGAGGAGAAGACGCCAAGAUGGGCAGCAGAGCACAGGCUGGAGGAGAAGAAAUCCUGGCUGACAAAUGGCUUUGAUGUUUUCGAAUGCCCCCCACCAAAGACAGAAAACGAGUUGCUGCAGAUGUUCUACCGGCAACAGGAGGAGAUCCGAAGGCUCCGGGAGCUGUUGACCCAGCGAGAGGUCCAGGCCAAACAGUUGGAACUGGAGAUCAAAAACUUGCGGAUGGGCUCAGAGCAGCUCUGAGCAGAGACUUCUGCCCUCCUCACCCUCAGGGACACCACUCGGCUCCGUGGGGAGGUUUAGAACCAAACCACAAGUCCCCCCAAGAACAACCACUAUUUCUAUAUUUUUUACCAGAAAACAAAACUCUCCAUCGCUGAAAGAGAUUCCAGUGGGACAUGGUGCCGUUUUUCUAUUUGCCUUCUUGCAACAACAGUUUCUGAAUUGACUUUGUUUUCAGAUGAUGCCUUCUGUUGAAUUCUGUUAUUAAGGGUCCAUGAUGAGCUGUAACUUCUCAAGAGGAAGGAACACAGUAGAAAACUAGAGCUGGAAGGA
This is a messenger RNA of Piliocolobus tephrosceles (Ugandan red Colobus), 3353 nucleotides long. It is a transcript of the gene CORO2A, whose product is annotated as coronin 2A. Gene Ontology annotation, molecular function: actin filament binding. The record is from RefSeq and is a predicted model, not a curated record. The transcript is spliced from 12 exons. Lineage: Eukaryota; Metazoa; Chordata; Mammalia; Primates; Cercopithecidae. Bases 1464 to 3041 code for a protein of 525 amino acids.